UAUUAAUAUUAUUUAUAGUAACAUCAGCACUGAACCAAUUCGGUACUCAGUUUUGAAAAAAAUUAUUUUUCAUUUUUUCGUGUAACACGAGCAGUCUCACACCAAAUCAUCAUGUUUGGAUAUACGUGCUAUCCUGCUGGCUGUAUUGGCAUCUGCGGUGGUGCUGCACCAAGUGGCUUCUAUGAUCCCAGCUUUUGUUCAUUCCAAGGACCAUUCAAUAGCUGUAGCGGUCCAAGUGGUCCUGGCUUCUGGCACGGACGUUGUUUAUGAAGCACAAACUGAGAACUGACAUUCUAGUUCGGAUGAGGCGGCGAUGGGACCUCGGUUGCAGAAGAAUUCUAGGAAAAAUAGCUUACAGCUUUCAUGAUGUAGCUCUCAAAAUUAUGUCCAUUGAAAACUGCGUUCAAUAAAAUUGUAACAGCAAAUUAAAUAUACAAAAGUCCUAAAA
Drosophila hydei is the source of this 448-nucleotide messenger RNA. RefSeq lists its product as uncharacterized. The coding region runs from base 112 to 270 and encodes 52 amino acids. NCBI's taxonomy places the organism in Eukaryota, Metazoa, Arthropoda, Insecta, Diptera, Drosophilidae. The record is from RefSeq and is a predicted model, not a curated record. The transcript has 3 exons.